CUGACAGCUUUUAGAACCAAAUUUACAUUCUCAAAUAUGUUUCUGAUUUUAUCUCGAAACUUGCACCACCGCAUUUGACUAAUCCGUGUUCAGGUCUUAAUUGAUAUUUAUUACUUUACUGGCCUGAACUAGCUCGCAAUCUUUCUCAUCUGAACUGAAAAGUUAACACAGGGCCGAUAAAAUUACUAGUUUAUUAAGUAAUAAUUCAGUUGGUUUGGUUUGAUCUCGGACAUUACUUGUUGGCUUUAGAGUUCAACUUUUCCUGCUAUUUUUUCGAUCUGAAGAAUGACAGAAAGCACAGCUGGUUUUGCUUUGCAGGAUAUUUGUGUUCUUGGCGGGAUCAUAACCGACUUUAUAUGUUAUGUGGAUAAGGAGCCAGCUAGCGGGGAGACAGUACUUGCCAGCGACUUCAGUCAGGGUUUUGGUGGCAAGGGAGCCAACCAGUGUAUUAUGGCCGCCAGAAUGGGCGCAUCAUGUCACAUGGUCGGAAAGGUUGGAAGUGAUCCUAACGGCGUGGAAACUUUGCAGAAUUUCGAAAAUCAUCUCGUCAAUAAAGAUUCAGUCGAAGUCGAUAGCUCAUCACAUACUGGCGUCGCUACAAUCUCAGUGGAAAAGUCCUCGGGCAAAAACAGAAUCAUAGUGGCUCAGGGAGCUAACAAGAAUGUAGACGCAUUUUUUAUUGGAAGCCACUCGAGUGCAUUUGAGAACUGUAGAGUUACGCUAGCUGGGAUGGAGGUUAUGCAAGAUGCUGUCAUCGAGGCAUUGAGACGGGCAAAGAACUUUAAACGUACUACUAUUUUGAACCCUGCUCCUGCUCCAAACGGAUUCAACCAGGAACUCUUUAAUCUGGCUGACGUCUUGUGUCCAAACGAAUCCGAGGCUGCGAAAUUGGUGGGAAAACCAACUGAUUUCAUCAAAUCAGUCGAAGACGCAAAACAAGUAGCACGUGAUCUGCGAAAAUAUGGCGCAAAAACCAUCAUUAUCACGCUUGGCGAAAUGGGCUGUAUUGCGAUGGCAGAAGGCUCCGAGAACAUAUUUCAUGUCGAAGUGCCACCAGUCAACGCCAUUGAUACAACGGGAGCCGGAGAUUGUUUCUGUGGAUGUCUGGCAUUCUUUAUGGCUCGUUUUCCAAAAUUAGCACUGGAGGAAAAGAUCAGACGCAGUUGUGCAGUAGCUUCAGUUUCAGUCCAAAAACGAGGCACACAACUGAGUUUUCCUAGAAAAGAAGAACUGCCAGCUGAGCUAUUUCAAUAGCCAACUGGAAUUAUUUAUUGCUUGCAUCAAGUAUUUGCAGUCGAAAGUUUGUCGAAGCGUUAAAUUAUUAAUAACUUGUGGAAGAAUUGUUGUUUCAGUUUUGAGUGACAUAAAAACUGCCAUCGAUCUGCUACUGUAUUUUUAUCUUCAAUUAAU
Symsagittifera roscoffensis is the source of this 1410-nucleotide messenger RNA. Its product is annotated as ribokinase-like. The coding region runs from base 286 to 1254 and encodes 322 amino acids. The record is from RefSeq and is a predicted model, not a curated record. Gene Ontology annotation, biological process: D-ribose metabolic process. Gene Ontology annotation, molecular function: ribokinase activity. The transcript is spliced from 7 exons. Lineage: Eukaryota; Metazoa; Xenacoelomorpha; Acoela; Convolutidae.